Molecule: messenger RNA, 1268 nt
Organism: Merops nubicus (carmine bee-eater)
Lineage: Eukaryota; Metazoa; Chordata; Aves; Coraciiformes; Meropidae
Gene: DCLK2
Product: doublecortin-like kinase 2
Exons: 13
Biological process (GO): protein phosphorylation
Molecular function (GO): ATP binding; protein kinase activity
Source: RefSeq, a predicted model, not a curated record
GUGACGUGCUUGCAGGACUUCUUUGGAGAUGAUGAUGUCUUCAUUGCCUGUGGACCUGAGAAGUACCGGUACGCUCAGGACGACUUCGUCCUGGACCACAGCGAAUGCCGUGUUAUGAAGUCCUCCUACUCCCGAUCAUCUGGCAUGAGGCAUCCUGGCUCCAAAAGCCCAGGACCUUCACGUCGGAGCAAAUCACCUGCCUCAGUAAAGAGGGGUGGCCACUACUCCAGUGCUUAUUCUUCACCAAAAUCCCCAGUUAAUGGAACCCCAACCAGUCAAUUAUCCACCCCAAAAUCUACAAAGUCCUCCAGUUCUUCACCAACAAGCCCAGGCAGCUUUCGUGGACUCAAGAUCACUCCACAUGGUGGGUCUUCUUCCAACGUGAAUGGUGUACCUGAAACACUCCAUUGCCAGAGUCCUGAAGGUGUGAAUGGAAACAAGUGCUCGGGGGCAUCGACCAUUCUGGAGAAGUACAAAGUGGGGAAGGUGAUUGGGGAUGGCAACUUUGCUGUUGUGAAGGAGUGCAUAGAACGAUCCACAGGAAAAGAAUUUGCCCUGAAGAUCAUAGACAAGGCUAAAUGCUGUGGGAAGGAACACCUGAUUGAAAAUGAAGUGUCUAUUCUGCGUCGAGUGAAGCACCCAAAUAUCAUCAUGCUCAUAGAGGAAAUGGACACUGCAGCAGAACUCUAUCUGGUGAUGGAGCUGGUCAAGGGGGGGGAUCUCUUCGAUGCCAUCACUUCUUCCACCAAAUACACAGAGCAGGAUGGGAGUGCCAUGGUCUACAACCUGGCCAGUGCACUCAAAUACCUGCAUGGUCUCAACAUUGUGCACAGAGACAUCAAGCCAGAAAACCUCCUGGUUUGUGAAUAUCCAGAUGGAACCAAAUCUCUGAAGCUGGGAGACUUUGGGCUGGCGACUGUGGUUGAAGGACCUUUGUAUACUGUCUGUGGUACCCCCACCUAUGUGGCUCCAGAAAUUAUUGCAGAGACAGGCUAUGGCCUGAAGGUGGAUAUCUGGGCUGCAGGUGUGAUCACAUACAUCCUGCUCUGUGGCUUUCCACCCUUCCGCAGUGAAAACAACCUUCAGGAAGACCUCUUUGAUCAGAUACUUGUUGGGAAGCUGGAAUUUCCUUCUCCCUACUGGGAUAACAUCACUGAUUCAGCAAAGGAGUUAAUCAGCCUGAUGCUACAUGUGAAUGCUGAAGCCAGAUACACAGCAGCACAAAUCCUAAGCCAUCCCUGGGUGUCAGUGAGUAAAUGACAUUUUCC